CUUCUUAUUUACCAACCUACUGACAUGAUCACACAGCGCCAAAUCCACGCAACCCUGCAGCAUCUCCAUAGACGAGCGUUGCUUUUGUUCAAGAAAUCGGUGCAUUUUUGCCCCUGUAGUGUUCCAUGCAUGUGUGCAACCGCAAGAGGACGUGUCGUAAUGAUACAAAACUGAAAGGAAGGAAGGAUUUUUUUCACACACUCACACAGAAGCCUGCUUGUGGCGUUCCUCCUCCUGCCCCUGCUGCUGGAGUCAAAAGAAGACUUUCUGUCUCCCGAUCGUGGAUUCUCCCCCGCGCCACCACGCCACGAAGGAAGGAUUGUUUUUGGGAAGGGAAAAAUCCUGAAAGCAACAGAGGGAUUAAAAACCAUUUCUGGCAGGGUUACAUUGUGCGGCUGUGCUAAGAAAGGCGGCUAUAAAUAGCUCCGUGCAAUUUCUCGUAAACUAUAACAAGUGGUGCAUGGGAUUGUGAGAGACAAUCACGCGCCUGGAAUACCCCACUUUUUUCGAACGUGGAAGAAGUUUGGAGUUUUUUUUUUAAUAAUCGCGCGCGCGUGUGUGUGUGGUGUUUGCAGCCAUGGAUUAUUAUUAUGAUUAUCAUUAUGAUCUUCAUCUCAGGCUGAUCUUCUCUAAAUGGCGUGGAUGUGUCCGCCUGACCUGGAUUGGGAUCGUGUUUUGAUCCCCGUGUGGAUUUAUUCUCACAUUGCAUUCGAUCAUGGGCUCAUUCUUCACUCUGAAUACGCCCAUUUGCUUCUAAAGGCAGCCUUUCUCGUAUUUAUCUGGACCUCUGGCGAGGUUUCUAGCCUACCUUUUGUGUGUGUGUUGUGUGCGUGUGUGUGGAGUGGACCCACUCAGGACGGACGGGACCCCCUUUAUUUGGUGUGGGGUGUUGAUGUAGGAUUUCGACAUGCCCAACGCUGAGGAACCAAAGCUGGGACCAUUAUGACGACAACGACGAACUGGGUGGCGAACGGGGCAAGCCUUGAGGACUGCCACUCCAACAUCUUCUCUCUGGCGGAUUUGACGGGCAUCAAAUGGCGUUGCUACAGCUUUCGCGGCGGCGGCGAGUAUGGGCCGGUGAUAUCGGCGCCCGCCCAGGAUGACCCGGUCCUGCGCAGCUUCAUGCGCUGUGUGCAGGCCAACCUGCUGUGCGUGUGGCGCCGCAAGAUCAAGCCGGACGCCAAGGAGCUGUGGAUCUUCUGGUGGGGGGACGAGCCCAACCUGUCGGAUGUCAUCCAUCAUGAGCUGGAAGUUGCUGAGGAGGGACUCUGGGAGUGUGGGCUGUCUUACGAGUGCAGGACCCUGCUGUUUAAGGCUGUGCACAACUUGCUGGAGAGAUGUCUGAUGGACAAGGGCUUCGUGCGGGUUGGGAAGUGGUUCUUCAAGCCACAUGAGCUGCAGGAAAAGUCUCUGGGCAGCAGUGAGCACCUAUCAUGUUCCUUCUCCUUCUUCCUCCACGGCGAGAGCAAUGUUUGCACCAGCGUGGAGAUCGCCCAGCACCAGCCUGCGUACCACAUCACGGAGCAGCACGUCCGCCUUGCACAGACCUCUGCUGCACCGAUACAAGUGAUCCUGAGCCCGUACGGCCUGAGCGGUACUCUGACAGGUCAGGCCUACAAAAUGAGUGACCCGGCAGCACGCAAGCUGAUGGAGGAGUGGAGUUACUUCUACCCCAUGGUACUGCGGAGGCAAGAGGGGCGUGCAGAGAAGGAAAAAGAUAACCUGGCCUACGACCGCAACUGUCACGUGGCAGUAGAGGUGGUUGUAGGUGGAGUAAGGAUGACCUACCCAGCUGCUUUGGUGUUGAUCGCCCAGAGCCAGCUGCCGGUGGAGCCUCCUCCACCUGCUCCUGCAGCUCAGUGCCUCGCCAGAGAGAACCAGAACCACUGCAGCGUGCCGCUCACACCGCCAACAUCACCGGAGCAGCCUUGCUCGGCGGACAGUGGAUUUGUGACGUCAGCCUCCAGCGUCCCGACACCCGAGAGCAACAUAGGCGUCACCAGCCUCAGCCCAAAGCAUUCUGGGAAGAAGCUAACAUGUCAGGUGGUCCAUCAGGCCUGGAGGGAGUGCUACCUCAGCCAGCCUCAUUAUGUACAAAAGCAGCCGGCUGACGCGACGCCUAAGAAGGAAGCACCAAAUGGAGUAACAACGUGGCACUUCAAUGACGCGGGAGCGAGAGCGCCGUGCAGCUGCUCCAGGUUGAAGCAGCCGAAGUUGACCACCGCCACCACCUCCAACCCCCAAAUGGGUGCCAAUCCAUCCUCCGGAUCCUCACUAUACACUCCCUCCUUACCCAAACACAAGAGCAGUGACAAGACAGAAAAGACUGACAAACAGACCAAAAGACCAGCCAAGAUCCCCUUCCACCACCGUGUAUCUGUAACCCAGGAGACCCCUCUGGAACAGGACUCACCCGGGGGCCCCCAGCUCAGUAGUUUGGUCGCACUGGAGCCUCCCUUGGAGCCUCUAGCCACCAUGACAAGCUGCAAGUAUCCCAAAUCGCUCUCCAAUGGCAGGAAAGCUCCAGAGUCCCUUCUUCUUUCGCCGAUGUCUCCGCUUCCUCCCACGCUCAGCCCACACCCCAGGGUACAGGACCCGGACGUCCUCGAUGGGCAGCUGGACAUGCAUGUAUGUCAGGAGGCAGCCUCGGGCAUGGGGGUCAUGACGAGUGAGACGGUGGCAUACACAGCGUUGCUGAAGCAGAGGGAGAAUGGGGUGGGCUGGUGGAGAGGCUUCAGGACUCCCAGGAGUGAUAGGAUGGACUUUAGACCUCCUGAAGUCCCCGCUGAUAAACUAGAGGAAGGGAAUAUGGACGGGGCCCCUGAGGGAGCGCCACUAAAGAGACUUUACACGCAGACGCACAAGAGAUUUAAGAUCUCAGACGAGAGGGUGCGGGAGCACGUCCAAACUUUGGGCCUGCUCCAGCAGCCGGGUGUCGAGGCACUACGCGAGCCAGGAGAUGAUCCCUACGACUUUAAGGAAGGCGACAUCGAGUACACGUUCUCCUCGUCCAAGAGAUUAAAGAGUCAAGGACGGGAAUCCAGCAAGAGAGCGAAGGUACCAAAAAGUGAAGAAAUCACCAGCAACGGAACGCUGCAGGAUGGAAAAGACGCCAUGUCUAUUUUCAACUCCGCCCCCAAAUCAGACGAGUCCAGUCAGGACGACGGCGCCGCCAAAGCCAAUCCUUCUCUGACCAGAGAAAAAGACCUGGUGGUCAACAUUUCCGACCUCGACAACAUAUUUGAUGAAGAUGAGGAAGAGCUCGGGACGGUAUACCCCAACCAGCACUCAACCAAACUAGCGGUAUCCACAGAUGAUCGUCCUCUGGGGAAAGAAGGCAGAGCGGCAGUACCGUACCCAUCAACAGUAGCAGACCUCCAGCGUAUGUUCCCCACGCCGCCCUCGCUGGAGCAGCAUCCAGCCUUCUCUCCCAUCAUGACGUACCGCGAUACCCCCAGUCAAGAGCCCCCGCCACCCAGCGGAGCGGCUGACCAUCUUUUGCUUGCAACCAGCAGCCAGCUACCAGAAUUUAGGAUGGAGCUGGAGGAGGGCAUGGCAAGCCCAAGACAAGAUGACUACAAGGCACAGGUGGUCUCCUCCAUGUUCGCCCCACUCUCCUGUCUACCCAGUCAGACUUUACCACCGCUCAAGAUUCCUGAGCAGUGCUUCUACCGCCCAUCGUGGGCUCUCCUGCCCAAAAUGGAGCACAUUCCAGCUCAUGUGAUGCACGCCCAGAACAACGCCCUCAUCAGGGAUGGAUACACAAACAUCCCGAGUGUGAGCGCUCUCACAGACCAGGACUAUAACCAGCUGAGCGGCACCACAGCCUCAGUGAGCACCACCAUGGGCAUCCUCCCCUCCCCGGCUACUCCUCGUUUCUCCGUGCCCACUCCGAGGACCCCUCGUACGCCACGGGGCAUGAACCCGGCCAGCUCCGGCCAAGGCUCGGUGAAGCAGGACGGCACAGAGCUGAGCUCCCCGGUCUCUACCCCGUCCACCAGCCUGCCUCUUAGCUCGGUGGAGCCCCUGGCCCGUCCCGGUCCCUGCCUACCUGAGACCCACAGCCUGUACGCUAUCCUCCUCCUAUCUGACUCCGUCCUCAAUGUCUUCAAAGACCGCAAUUUUGACAGCUGCUGCAUUUGCGCCUGCAACAUGAAUGUGAAGGGAGCGGAUGUUGGGGUGUACAUCCCUGACUCCACCUGUGAGGAUCAGUACCGCUGCAUGUGUGGCUUCAGCGCCAUUGUGAACAGGCAGCUGGCGCACGGGACAGGCCUCUUCCUGGAGGACGAGCUUGAUAUUUACGGGCGCUCUUCCGAGGUGGGCCGGGCAGCUGAGAGGAGGCUUGCUCUCUGCCAUCGGGACCCCACUUUGGGAGACCCCAGAGCAAAGAGACCCGAGGAUGCAGCACCCGCCUCUCCAUCGGUCAUGAUCCUCCUUCAGGAGCAGUGCUCGCAGCCGAUAUCAUCCCUGGCGUCUCUGCACCUCCCUCACGGCUAUUCCUGCUAUUCCCGCAAAGGGGCGCUGCUGCAAAGCUGGAUGUCGGAGAAGCAGUGGGCGGAUGGGAGUGACACAUGUGUGGAGUGUUAUAAUGCUUUGGAGCAGGGUCUGCAGUAUGUGGACAAUCCAACAGGAGGAAAAGUGGAUCCUGCUGUAGUCCGAAGCACAGCUCUCCAUCCCUGGCCUCACACGAACGUGGUGGACAUGAGCAUGUUGUCGUCCCAGGACAUGGUGCGUAUGCUGCUGUCCCUGCAGCCCUUCCUGCAGGACGCCAUCCAGAAGAAAAGAACAGGGCGGACUUGGGACAACAUCCAGCACGUUCAGGGUCCUCUCACUUGGCAGCAGUUCCAUAAGAUGGCAGGGAGAGGCUCGUACGGUUCUGAGGAGUCUCCAGAGCCUUUGCCCAUCCCCACAGUGCUGCUCGGCUAUGACCGAGAGCGAGACUUCUUGGCGUUGUCCCCUCUGGCUUUGCCUUUCUGGGAGAAGCUUCUGCUGGAACCUUAUGGAGGACAACGGGAUGUGGCAUAUGUGGUACUUUGUCCUAAUAGUCCCUCUCUGUUGGCUGCAGCCCGAGCCUUCUUCCAGGAGCUCAGCGCUGUUUACGAGACGUGUCGUCUCGGCAAGCACCGUCCUUUGGCCAAGGUGUCCCGGGAUGGGAUAGUGCGUGUAGGGGAGGAGGUGGAGUCAGAAAGGCUGGAGGAGCUGGAUGUGGGUCAGUGGUUGACCGGUUCUUGGGCUGGAGAGCAGCACACAGACAACCUCAGUAAACUCAAACUCUACGCCUACGCCUGCAAGCAGCAGCUCGGUCCUCAGCUGUCAGUCCUACCUUUAGACAACUCGCUUCUCAUACCACCCAAAGCCCAACCACCCACGUCAUCAGCCCAGCCUGCGUCCUCCACUUCCGAUGCAGAAGCACCUUCAGGAGUUCUGGGUACAGCAAACGCGUCAACCCCAACCAGUGCAUCUUCAGGUCAGACGACAGGGGAGUCAAACCAAGGAGGGUCCGGCGACUCUAAAAGAUCAUCAUCUAGUGGCGCAACAGCAGCAGGCAACACCCCAGCAGAAAACCCUGAAAUCACCGCCGAGCAGUCCCGAAUCGGCAUCCCGACUAGUGCCGACUCGACGGACAGCCGUACCAACCCCCCAGCCGUCGUCGUUUACAUCGUGGAUGCUUUCUUCAGCUCUACCGGAGCGAGGAACGAAGGAGGGGAGGAAGAGGAAUGUGACGAAGUAGAAGCAGGGAGUGUCUGGCUGCUAGGGCUUCUUCGCUGCUACACAGAGAUGCUAAACACCUUACCUGACACCAUAAGACCUGCACUCGUUCUACAGGUGGUGCCAUGCCAGUAUCUCCUGCAACCCGCAAGUGGAGAAAGCCGGUUGUACCUGCAGCACCUGCGGUCUUUGGCCUUCUCCUGUUACUCCCAAUGCAGGCGCCUGCUGCCCCAGCACACACACAUCAAGUCCCUGACAGGCUUUGGGCCCGUGUCCACCGUCACUUCCGUCCUCAAGAGUCCUGAUCAUCCCAGCCCAGUGCAUCUCUACGCUCCCCCCUUCAUCCUGGGCCCGACCCGGCCCAAGCAGCCAGAACCUGGAGAGAUAUGGGCAGAAGUCCCUCCCAGAUACAAUGUGCUCUUUGUGGGCUACUGCCUGUCACAUGACCAGCGCUGGAUCCUUGUGUCGUGCACUGACCAGCAAGGAGAGCUCCUGGAGACAAGCAUAAUCAACGUCGAUGUGCCUAACAGGUCUCGGCGCCCUAAAGUGUCCGCUCGAAAGAUGGGUCUGCAGAAGCUGUGGGAGUGGUGUAUUGGUAUCAUCCAGAUGACCUCGCUACCAUGGAGGAUUGUGAUUGGUCGCUUAGGCAGACUAGGGCAUGGUGAGCUUAAAGACUGGAGCUCUCUCCUCGGGGAGCACUCGCUGCAUUCGAUAGGACGCCAGCUGCGGGAGGCCUGUCGCAUGUGUGGGAUUUCCGCCGCCGACACCCCCUCCAUCCUCAGUGCCUGCCUGGUCGCCAUGGAACCGCAGGGCUCCCUCGUGGUCAUGCCUGACGCCGUGACGAUGGGCUCGGUGUUCGGCCGCAGCACCGCUCUCAACCUGCAGACCUCACAGCUCAACACGCCUCAGGACGCCUCAUGCACGCACAUCCUCGUCUUCCCGACAUCUGCCACAACCCAGCUGGCGCCCAGCUCUUACCCCACGGAGGACAAUAACGAUGACAUGUUCGACCUGCCCUUCCCUGAUGAACUGGAGAACGACAUCGGCCAUGACAUGAUGCUGAUCACAGGGAACCUUCAUCCUUCUCCCAACACCUCCCCUGUGCCGUCGCCGGGCUCUCCAUCUGGAAUGGGAAUAGGGUCGCAUUUCCAACACACCAGGAGCCAGGGGGAGCGCUUGCUCUCCAGGGACAAUCCUCCAGAAGAGCUGAAGCAGCAGCCGCUGGCUCUCGGCUACUACGUCUCCACGGCGCAGGCAAACGGACUUCCUCAUUGGUUCUGGGCCUCGUGUCCGCAGGCUGAGAACCAGUGUCCUCUCUUCCUCAAGGCCUCGCUCCACCACCAUAUCUCCAUGGUCCAGGCAGAUGAGCUGGUGGCAGACAAGACAAAGAGGACGCCUCAUCCGCUCGACUCAAAGACCACCUCUGAUGUGCUGCGGUUUGUAUUGGAGCAGUACAACGCCCUCUCCUGGCUCACCUGCACACCGUCGACGCAGGACCGCCAGUCUUGCCUGCCCGUCCACUUGGCCGUGCUGGUCCAAAUGUACAACGCCAUCCUCAACAUGCUUUAGCCGUGUGCCUACACCACCUCCUUCUCCUUCUCCUUCUCCGUCUGGUCACCGGGAAGCGUUGGAGACGAUUCCUGACGUUGUUCCCAAAUGUGGAGUGGACUCUCCUGGGCCUGGAAUGUAAUCAGAGUGACAAGAUGCCUCCAUGCAAAGCCAGUACAGAAGAGGUUUUAAAGGCAGUCACGGUGCUUUCUAAGUGGAGAAAACCUGCAGCUUUCAUCACUCAAAGUGAUGGAAAAAAGUGGCAUUUUUGCAGAAGACUCUUCAUAGCUGCAAGAAACUGCAUAUUGUACAACCAGCAAAUCUGCAUGCCAACACAAACACAUGGCCUUGUUGCGUCAAAGAUGUUUUUUUUGUUGUUGUUGUUGUUUUUUUUACAUUUUUGUACAAAGGAGGAGCUUUUGCACUUUUACCCACACCUUCCAAAAUGUUGUGGACAUAAAUGGCGGUACAAAAAAAAAAAAUAUUAAAGUUGACCAGUUAAGGCAUGCAGUGAGGCAUGUUCACAACAUUUGCAAAGAGUUCAACCUUAUUUUUUAAUAUUUACAACAAUAUCAUUUGAAAAAUAAGGCCUCCUCCCCAAUGUUAAUAAUUGUUAUUUUAAUGCAAUAUUUAUACAAAUUAUAUCAUAUCAUGGAAUUUGAUAUAUAUAUAUACUUCUUAUUAAAUAUAUAUUACCUCUUCUUCCAAACAGGCACUUACUUAAUGAUAAGGGCACAAGUGGACACAGAAUUAUCCAUUGUAAUUAAAAAUAAGUAUUUUAAAUAUUCUUUUCAUUGUGUUUGGUUUUAUUUAAUGAAUUUAAAUGAAAACAAAAUUAUGCAGGAGAUAUUUAUGAGUCAGUGUUCUGCGGCAAACUUGAAAAAGGCAAUCGAAGAUCAUGCAGAAAUGAAAUGUUGAAGAAAAGAAAUGAUGUCAAGUAAUGCAAAGGCCCGUCCAAUUCACUCUGUUACAAUCUCAGCAUGUUUUGUAUUAUACACUCAGCUGUGUUGGAAUUUUCUAAAGCUGUACAUUUCAUCCAUGUUUAUUUUGCUGUGAGCUGUGAUAUAUAUAUAUAUAUAUAUAUA
Molecule: messenger RNA, 8342 nt
Organism: Dunckerocampus dactyliophorus (ringed pipefish)
Lineage: Eukaryota; Metazoa; Chordata; Actinopteri; Syngnathiformes; Syngnathidae
Product: mediator of RNA polymerase II transcription subunit 13-like
Exons: 31
Coding region: 943-7278 (2111 amino acids)
Biological process (GO): regulation of transcription by RNA polymerase II
Cellular component (GO): mediator complex
Molecular function (GO): transcription coregulator activity
Source: RefSeq, a predicted model, not a curated record